This is a messenger RNA of Styela clava, 2488 nucleotides long. Its product is annotated as chitobiosyldiphosphodolichol beta-mannosyltransferase-like. Gene Ontology annotation, molecular function: mannosyltransferase activity. Gene Ontology annotation, cellular component: endoplasmic reticulum. The record is from RefSeq and is a predicted model, not a curated record. Lineage: Eukaryota; Metazoa; Chordata; Ascidiacea; Stolidobranchia; Styelidae.
AUUAUUUAUUUUCUUCACAGUUAAAAUUGCCUCAUUAAUUCCAUAUAGGCCUAACUGUAUAGUGUGCAGAAUCAUUUGUAAAAUGGAUCCAACAACACAUUAUCUACUCUCGAGUAUAAAUACAUUCAUUCUGGUGCCUAUCACCUUCCUGUGUCGUAUACUUCUAUUAUUUAUCAUUGUUAUCUUAUGUCGCAGAUGGCAAGUUUCAAGCAAGAAAAUGUCAAAAGUUACAGUUGUUGUUCUUGGUGAUAUAGGACGAAGUCCACGAAUGCAAUAUCAUGCUUUGUCAUUAGAAAAACAUGGUUUUCAUGUGGACAUAGUUGGUUAUGGUGACUCAACCCCGAGUCAAAAGAUUCUAGACAGCAAACGAAUUGUAUUACACAGCCUCACAAAAGAUACUUUUUCUAAUUACUUUCCUCGAUUAUUUGCCUACUUCGUUAAAGUGAUUAUGCAGUCUUUAAUACUCAGCACAAAGCUGCUCUUUAAAGUUGGUGCAUCUGAAUAUAUUUUCAUGCAAAAUCCGCCCUGCAUCCCUUGUAUGUUCAUAUGCUGGCUAUUUGGGAUUUUUAACGGCAGCAAAGUCAUUAUUGACUGGCAUAAUUAUGGUUAUACUAUACUUGGUAUGAGUUUGGGAAAAAAUCAUAAAUUGGUCAGACUGGCACAUUGGUAUGAAAAAGUUGUUGGUCAGCUGGUGUAUAGUGAUAUAUGUGUCACCAAAGCAAUGCAGAAAGACCUAGAGGAUAACUGGCACAUACAUGCCAUUGUACUUUAUGAUAGACCACCUGAAAUCUUCAAGCCAUUGAGUAUCAAUGAGAAGCAUGAUCUUUUCUCAAAAUUGAAACAUGAAUAUCCUGAGUUUGGUUUUAGCCCUAAUGACGAUAGCACAUUUUGUACUAUUUCAAAAGAUGGGAGUGUCACAGCAAGAGAUAAUCGUCCUGCCUUCAUCGUAAGCAGUACAAGUUGGACAGAAGAUGAAGAUUUUUCCAUAUUACUAAAUGCUCUAAAAAUGUACGAAAAAACAAAAUUGAAUAAUGAAAAUUUACCGGAUGUUAUAUGUGCUAUCACUGGCAAAGGGCCGAUGAAGAAAUAUUAUUUGAAUGAAAUUAGUAAAAUUGACUGGAAACACGUUCAAAUAGUCACACCAUGGUUGACAGCAGAAGAUUAUCCCUUAUUAAUUGGGAGUGCUGAUCUUGGAGUUUGCCUACAUACUUCAUCCAGUGGCCUUGACUUGCCAAUGAAAGUCGUAGACAUGUUUGGUUGUGGUGUGCCAGUUGCUGCAAUAGCUUUUAACUGUCUUGAGGAGUUGGUGAAAGACAACAUAAAUGGUGUAAUUUUUAACAAUGAAAAUACUCUGCAUGAUCAGCUAUGUGAACUGCUAGACGGCUUUCCUCGAAACCAACAAACUUUAACAAAUAUGAGAAAUAAUUUGAAAAUGUUUCGUCAAUCAACUUGGUCGAAAAAUUGGGAUGAAAUUGUGCUGCCAUUGUUCAAGUCGUAAUAUUUAUUACUUCAUUUGUCUAAUAUUUUUCAAUCAUUGGAUGGAUGAAAUUCCCAUUUGUUCUUUCUGUUCCCCCAUACAUUAUCUAGCUAUCACUGUGUUGUACUUAUAUUUGUUAGUUAAUGUAUUUUUUGUAGCAUGAUUGUAAAUGUUUAAUUCAAUGUGUUGUACUUGUGACAUGUUUUUUACACACAUAAUGUAUAAAAAAAAAUCUAGUUGACAGCAGACAUUAAUUUAUGACAAAAUGUUACCUGAACUAAUGGUGUUUUUUACGUCGGACCAUUUCAACUAAAUCAAACAAUCAUGGAAUAUGCCAUGUGCAACAAGCAUUUUUAUGAUCUCAGAAUUUAGCUAUUGCAAUAGAGAUGCUGCUGUUGCAAUCCAUACAUGAAAUUAUCUAAGAGCAGACACUAUUGCUUAGCCAGGCAAGGCAGCACAGAGUAGAGAAUAGGGUAUUUUGCGUUUCUAAGAAGUUUGAUUUGCUGUAUAUACAGAUGAAACCCAAAUUAAAUAUUAUUAGUAGAGAAGCAAUUUUAAACCAUCGUGACUCCUGAGAUCAUCUCUUGCUGGUUUCACAGUUUGAAUGUAAAACUAGAUAUGUCACAAACAAGCCCACAACAAAAUAAACCCAAAUGAAUGAAUUUACAGGGUAGAAACAAUCCAUCACAGAUCAUUUAUACCGUAUGUAACUUUUGCCCACAAAAAGUAAAUCUUGCCUGGCUUACAAGCUGAAUCCUGAGAAUGAGAAUACUUAUAUAAAUCUAUACUGCAACUAACUUUAAUCAGGCUGUUAAUUUCAUCUAUAAGUAAACUUCAGCAUAUGUAAAUCAACAAGUCCAUGGUUAAGAUUUAGAUUCAACUUUUUAAUGGACAUAAAAGAAAAAUAUUAGAGUGAGAUAAUUCUGAACAAAGCAAGAGCACAAAAUGAUAUUUUUUUAUUGUUUGACAACUUCUCCAGUUGAGCUGUCCGAAGUAACUUUCUCAAGCAUU